UAAAUGAAACAACACCUUGGAACGUGUUGCUGUAAACAUGUCUAAGAAAAAUUAUUUGUUUAUACGAUGCAUUAUUUUUCUGUGGGCGACGGGGUGUGUAGUGGUAGCUGAACACCAGAAAAGGGACGUGCAUAGAAUCAUACUUCAGGAAAGGGUGCCUAGGAGUCAUAAGAGCCACAGUCAUCACAAUCACAGCCGAGGAAAGAGGAAAGGCCACGGUCAUAAACAAGGAAAGAGGAAUAGCGAUGAAUCAUAUUCCCUUAGCGUUGAAGAUAACCAAAGUUUUGAAGACAUUUUCAAGAAUCAUAAGAAUCACCACCAACACCACAAUGAUCCAAUAUUUACUAACCCCCACUUCGGAUCAACCUUGGAUCACCAAGAAUCCAGGCAUCAUCCAUUCAAAGAAGAACUCCAACCUUUCUACGGCAGCGAAUGGACUCCCAUUAACUAUGAGAACCAGCAUUCCCAUGAGUUACACCACAGAGAAAAAGACAGAAGAACUAAGAGAAGACCUAAGAAACCUAACUAUAAACAUCCCCACAAGCAUUAUGGCGACUAUGUUAAUUCUCCAAGUAAAGUAUUAGGUAAGCCAUUUAUAGAGUUGGGAAACUCUGAACAUUUAGGAUCAAUCCAUCACUCAGGUCCUUCUAACAACCUUCCACCGACGUUUCCAUCAUCUCUCGAAUCGUCCACAUUAUACCCUCCCAUAGAUGUUCUGUCGACAUUUUCAGCGUUAAAUAAACAACUACUUGAAACCAACCCUCCUAAUCUUGAAGAUGGUGAACCAAAAGAAGACCCCGAUCGUUUAAAAAACCAUAAAAGCAGCUACGACGUUCAAGAAAGCGUGGCUUCUGAACUAGGAACAGUAAUUUAUAUGCCAGACACUACACCUGCAGAGUUCAGCCCAUUGGAGUUCUCUCACCAGGGACCUUCAUUUCACCAGGGACCUUCACCUCACCAGGGACCUUCACCCUCCCUGAAAUUUGAAGCCAAGCCCAAUACGAGACACAGAGGAAGUAAAAAAUUUAAUAGUCGAUUCUCAUAGGUUUAUUUUUUAUUUCCGUUGUAAAUUAUUAAUGAUUUUUAAUUCUACAAUACUUGUAGGAGAAAUCGACGAUAUCUACUGCGUCUAUUUUGCUCUCCUAGUGAAUGUUUAGUGAUUAUAAUACCAUAUGUAGUUCCACUUACUAGCUGGUCGGAUAAGUAACCUCCUUUGACAUGGAAAAUUCUGCAAAACAGAUGUCAGUCAUCCUUCUGUCAGUCAUUCGUCAAUUAAUCUCAUCCUUCGAGCUGAAUUUUUUAUUUCCGAAUCAUCUCUUCAGAUUUAGGAACAGAUAAUAAUCGUUUGGGACCAAAUCGGGAGAAUAACCCGGAUUAGAAAGCAAUUCGAAGCCCAACUCAUGAAUUUUUAACAUUGUCAUAACGCUCGUCAGUCAUUGCAUUGUGUUGAAGAAACAAUUUUUUUUCUUGUGCAUAUGAAGCCGUUUCUCAAUGAGUUCUAGCUUCAGUUUUAUGCUUUUAUUGAUAUAAUUGACUUUUUCAAGAUAGUAAAUUAAAAUUAUGCCUUUGCAAUCCCAAAAUACAGUGGAUAUGACCUUUCCCACACAUUGAUCGACUCUUGGCUGCUCCUGAGCACUUUUGUCGGCUACAGCUCACUGACAUGCGUUCAUUCUGCUCUCUGGUGUGUAGUAGUGCAUCCAGGUUUCAAUAAUCGACCCAAAAAUCCGUCGAAUUGUGAUUCAUAAGGUCCAAACACUACUAGAACGGUCACAGGAUUAUGUUUUUGGUCAAUAUUCAGCAAACGUUGCACCCAUCGACAAGAUAAUUAUUUCAUAUUCAAAACUUGUUCAAAAUAUGACUAGUGCGCUUUUUGCUAAUUCUUGUAGCCUCUGCCAAUCCACGCACCUUCACUUUACGAUCAGCUGAAACCACGUCUCUACAUUUUCCGGUGUAACUGCAUUGGUGGACCGUCUACUAUAGUUCAUACCAAACUCUUCUUUCAGUGCGUCAUUCAUUUUGACGUCAUAUAGGAUUGUCGCAAAUCAUUGCAUGUUUUAGUUAAAUCUGACAGUUGUCAGAAUCAAUAUUUAUAGAAAUUUUUGCCAGAAUAUUAAUAUUUAAAAUAUUUUAAUGAAAAAACAAAUAAAUAUAAAAUAGAAUUUCACUAUACAAUGUCGGAAUAUACCAAUGUCAUUAAAUAUUUUUAUAUUUACGUCGUUGAAAAAUUCUAACCUAAAAUUUUAAUUGUCAUUUUACCCGUUGGCAUUGUGAAAGUACUGUCACGAUCGAUUACUUUUGCUAAUCUAUCUAUCUAGCUAAGUUCCUAAACUAUAAAAUAAACGGAUCAAGGUCUAUGUGAAAUCCAAAGAUUAAAGUUUAGUUGGUGAACAUUUUCCUCAUUACAUGCUCCUUUUUUUUUCUUUUUCGUUGUCAACAAACAUUCUGAAACAAUUUCUAUAACAUAAGUGAUAUUCGAGAAAAAAUCUCAAUUUUAAUAACACUUAGAAUGGUUACUGUCAAAAUGUACCUAUAUUAUUGUUUAAGGUUAGUUUGAGAGAAUUAAAAAGAGGCUUAGUUGUACAGAAAGAUAUUUAUUGUUUUCU
This is a messenger RNA of Diabrotica virgifera virgifera (western corn rootworm), 2603 nucleotides long. RefSeq lists its product as uncharacterized. The coding region runs from base 38 to 1045 and encodes 335 amino acids. The transcript is spliced from 4 exons. NCBI's taxonomy places the organism in Eukaryota, Metazoa, Arthropoda, Insecta, Coleoptera, Chrysomelidae. The record is from RefSeq and is a predicted model, not a curated record.